AUGCCAAGGAAACGGGGUAGAUUUCAGUUCUUAAGUGAAAAAUGACAAAUAAAAAUUCAUGAUAGAGAAUGGUCCAUGAAGGAUCCAAAUAAAGAUAAUUAAUGGAAUGACAUAUUGAAAGAUUUUGGAAUUCUUCCUCCAAAAGAAAAACUGAAAGAUGAAAUUGAAGAAAUGGUUUUACACUCGCAGAAAGAAGCACAGGGCAAGCAACAAGACUUGCAAGAAUGGAAAUGUCUUCAGAGGAGGCAAAAGUAUGGGGAACUAAGAGAAAGCUGCAGAAAGCAGUAUAUAAAUGAAGUUACAAAUGCUCCAGAGGAUGUUUGGGUUAUAAUUCAUCUUUAUUGCAUCCCAAUGUGUUUACUGGUUAAUGAACACCUCAACCUGCUAGCCUGGAAGUUUCCAGAAGUCAGGUUUCUCAAAGCCAUUGUAAAUUUCUGCAUUCAGAAUUACCAUGAUAUAUACAGUACUUGUAUAUAAACUAGUGAAAUAAAAGGCAGGUUCAUUGGAGUAGCUGAAUGUAGGAGAAUAAACUGUAACUUGUUUUUACGAGAGUUCAAUUGAAAAUUAGCAGAAGUUGGAGCAACAAAAAAAGAACAAAAUCCCCAAAAGGACAUUAUGAAUAUGAUACUGCCAGUGUGAAGCACUUCUGCUCAUGAAGACACCAAUACAAAAACCAGUGACGUGAUGAAACUGCUUGAGAGCCUUUUAAUGCUUUAUCAUCUUUACACCACUUUAUGCACACCCAUAAAAGAAAUCACGGACUACCGCCGGGAGGGGUUCCUUGAACCCCUAAAUAACUCGGGAAGCACGUCUGUUCCCAGAGAGCAUCCGGGACGCCGGGUGUUUCCCUAUGGGAAGGCGCGUGUGCCCGCGUUCCGCGCCGGGUUCAUCGUGUCGCUGGGAAAGCGCCUGCGGAGACUCGGCUACGGGCUCUACGCCCGCCUGAAGACCAACCCUCGCAGCAGCGUCGCCGCUCUCCUGGUCGCAGCCCGGCGAGCCCUGGCGCUCGGAGCCGGCGGGUCAGAGCUGCCGGCUCUGUCCGCGCCGGGCGGUGUCGGCGGACGCCAUUUCCCGGCGCGCGGGGCGCGGCGGCGGCAGCAGCGGCGACGACGGCCCCGCGCGAGGCCCGGGGUGCCGCGGGUUGCAGUGCGCCUCGGCGCACGCGCGGUGGCGCGAGGUGCCGCGGCGGCCGGCGGCGGUGGGUGCUCGGCGGCGCAGGCGCAGUGGCGGCGUGGGGACUCCCGGGCCCGGGUGCUGCUGGUGCCGCCGCCGGAGCAGCAGCAGCAGCAGUAG
Chiroxiphia lanceolata (lance-tailed manakin) is the source of this 1293-nucleotide messenger RNA. RefSeq names its product phosducin like 2 (gene PDCL2). Lineage: Eukaryota; Metazoa; Chordata; Aves; Passeriformes; Pipridae. Gene Ontology annotation, biological process: protein folding. Gene Ontology annotation, cellular component: cytoplasm. The record is from RefSeq and is a predicted model, not a curated record.